GUGUGAAACCCGCGCGGCCGGAGGGCCUUGAAAGUGUUUGCAGCGAAAACCACGCAGGGAGGUUGGAGAAAUUGUUCGUUAGCGCGUCGACCGGCGCUACAGGCGCGGCCAGCGGUGCAAUUUAAGGGCUUAUUUCUGCGGAUGGUACGGGCAAAACAGGUGUAGGAUCCAUGGACUGGAGGAGCUUUUAGAACCGCCCCAACAAGACAGGCUGUCAGCAACAGUGCGGUAGAGCAUGUCACCCCGCCGGUCCACGUGCGAUAUCUGUCCCUCUCGGCUGUAACGGGUUUAGGACAGUCCCGUAGGUUAAGGGCGUGCAUUCGUACUUUGGUCGGCGCGGUCUCACAGACUUUGACACGCGGAAACAACGGUCUAAAAAUACGCCCUGAUAUCACCGUGUACGUGUUGGACCCGUCUCCUUGGAAGUAUGGGCAAUUGUCUCAGCACUAGUCAACAACAUACCCUAUGGAACCCGGCCGAGCUGCAGGAGCAGAGCCGCGGCAAAGAUGCGGAGAUCCGCCGCUUAGCGCAGGAGCUGGACGCCUACAAGAACAUGGUGGCGGAGAAGGACGCGGAGCUGGAGAAACUGCGGCUGGAGGUGAAGAAGCUGACCGACGUGCUGCAGCAGCAGACCGCUCGGGGGAAGGCGGCGCCUAGCUCCCGCCUACAAGGGACCAUGUUACCGCCUAUCCACGAGGGUCUCGGCAUGCACGGCCAGCAACAUGACAACAAACGGGCCGGCAGGAUCGGGGUCAAGUUCGGAGUGUCCGGAGAGUCCGUCUCGGACACUAACGCCACCAAAGACCUGCCGAGAGUACCCAAAGAUCAAAGUGUCAAACAGAUGCUGAAGGAAGCAAUCCAACAGAACGACUUCAUGAAGAACCUGGACCCCAUCCAGAUGAGUGAGAUUGUGGACUGUAUGGACUUCCAGAUGUUCCAGUCAGGACAGAAGGUCAUCCAGGAGGGCGAGGCUGGGCAGCAGCUCUUUGUGGCAGAAGUUGGUGAAUUGAAGGUGACAAAAGGAGGCAAUGAUCUGGGCAACAUGGGGCCAAAAACACUGUUUGGAGAGCUGGCACUCUUAUAUAACUGUAGCAGAACAGCUACUGUCAAAGCUGUUACUGAGUCCAAGCUGUGGGCCAUCGACAGGAACAUUUUCCAGAUGAUCAUGAUCAAGACAGGAAGAACCAGAAGAGAAGAACACUUCAAGUUUCUCAAGAGUGUGUCAUUGCUGAAGGAGCUACCACAUGCCAAACUCUCCAAGAUAGCAGACUGCCUUGAAGUGGACUUCUACCAUGAAGGAGAGUACAUCAUCAGAGAGGGCCAGACUGGAGAUACUUUCUUCAUCAUUAUUGAGGGCGAGGUUAAGGUGACCCAGAAAAUAGAAGGUGUAGAGGAGCCAAAAGUGAUCAAAACACUCAGCCGGGGAGAGACGUUUGGAGAGAAAGCACUUCUCAGUGAAGACAAAAGAACAGCGAAUGUCAUUGCUGUUGGAGGGGUGAAAUGUCUCACACUGGACAGAGUAGCCUUCAACCAACUGAUUGGUCCCCUGAAUGAGAUUAAGAAAGUGGAUGAACAGUACAGUCUUGAAGACGAGAACAGAGGAGCAGCCAGACUAAUCAAGUCCCGAUCACCAACCAAUCAAAUGAGCCAAUCAGUUGAAGGCAUACGUGUACAAGAUUCUGUUCUGGACACAUUUGGCAAGAUUAUUGGUUGUUAUGUGUGUAGAAUACUGCAGAAACGUGGCAGUAGAGAUAUCAAGUCCAGCACCUCCUCCAAGGACAGUCAGACAAGUGUUCCAUCCUCAAGCGACCAAGUGAACGGACCUGCCGAGGACAUGCUGCUGUACGCCAAGGUCCCGCUGGACGAUCUAGACGUCGUGGCCACUCUGGGAGUUGGAGGCUUCGGGAGGGUGGAACUGGUGAAGUGGCAGGACAAGUCCUUUGCUCUGAAGUGCCUUAAGAAGAAACACAUUGUCAACACCAGACAACAGGAGCACAUCUACUCUGAGAAGGCCAUUAUGAUGUCCUGUAACUCUCCCUUCAUCAUCAAGUUGUACAAGACGUUUAAGGACAAGAGGUAUGUGUACAUGAUGAUGGAGCCAUGUCUGGGUGGAGAACUGUGGACCAUACUGAGAGACAGAGGUUCGUUUGAUGACCACACCACUAGGUUCUGUACAGCCUGUGUGGUCCAAGCCUUCACAUACCUGCACGGUAGAGGGAUCAUCUACAGGGACCUAAAACCUGAGAACCUGCUACUGGACCAGAGGGGAUACGUCAAACUGUGUGACUUUGGCUUUGCCAAGAAGAUCGGUUUUGGUCACAAGACGUGGACGUUCUGCGGCACACCUGAGUACGUCGCACCUGAGAUCAUCCUGAACAAGGGACACGACUACUCCGCAGACGUCUGGUCUCUCGGCAUCCUUAUGUUCGAGCUGCUGACUGGGACGCCACCGUUUUCUGGCUCAGACCCCAUGAAGACCUACAACCUGAUCCUGAAGGGUAUAGAUGCUGUGGAGUUUCCCAGAAAGAUCGGCAAAAACGCUAACAAUCUCAUCAAGAAGCUAUGCAAAGAGAACCCAUCAGAGAGAUUGGGCUAUCAGAAGAAUGGAAUGAAUGACAUCAAGAAGCACAAGUGGUUCCAGGGAUUUGACUGGGAUGGACUCACAACACAGUCAACACAACCUCCCAUUGUUCCAAAGGUGCGUGGACCACAAGACACAAGUAACUUUGAUAAAUAUUCCCGUGAGACUGACAUCCCACCAGAGGAGACCUCAGGCUGGGACACCGACUUCUAGAAACAACAACGUGGCCUGAUUUUUGUAUCAAAAGGCUCAAGCAAUGUGUCAAAUCUUUAACCCUCACAGUAUUCACACCAAUCUAAUUUAUUGAAACUUUUCAAGAAAUUAAAAGGGUCAAAAUAUAUAAAAGAAUGAACAAAAUAGAUAGAUAAGAAAAAUGAAUUAGAGAAAACAAUAACCAAGAAAUCAAAUUGGUGUGGCCUAAAGGAGAUGAAAUAUGCUCAUUGGCUUGUGACAAUGAAAGAGUUCAUUUUUACCAAUGUGCAUCAAGAGUUAGAUGUGCAUGAUUGUUGCCAAUAUCAGUGAAGGUAAACAUAUCACAGAUGUAUAUAUGUACAGUAAACCCAAAGAGAGAUUUGUAUAUUCAGAUACAUUUCAGUAGUGAACGUGCCAUGAUUUCAUGUCGUGAGUUGUUGAAAGUAAAUACAUAUGUUGGCAAGGAUAUCAUGCUAAGAUACACUUUGUGCCAUACGCUUGAGUCAGUUCAUCUGAGCUGGCCUGUACAUGUAACCUUAAAAUGAUGAAAGGUUAUAACUAGAUAUGGACUUCUUUUGGUUUAUUUUGGGACACUUCGACAAACUAACUUGUUUCUAAGACAAAUUUAAAACCUGUAGCUAAUGAACUGUGAUCUCUAUCUAGGAGUAGGAGUGACUCUACAUUAAAGGUGUCAAUCCUGCUAGGCUGGAAUGAAAUGUUUUCCUUUUAAUUAGUUUUCAGCAUUGUCUGCGUCCACUUAUGCCAAUGUCUAAAAAGAGGUUUAUACAUUUUAUAUUCCAAUGUCAGUAGACAUACAAUGUACAAUCUAAAUGUAGUCUUACGUGUUAGUAUAACAAUUACUCCAGUGAUUAUAUGGGGACUUGACACAACAAAAGUUCAGAAACUGUCAAACUGCCAUCUUACUAUAGUCAGGUAUUGUAUCAUACCAGUAAAAACAACAAGUCAAGUCUCACCAUAGAUGCAAGAUCUCUUUAAUAAUAAUAGAUACUUGGACAGAAAGAUUAAUUUUUAUUAUUCAAGUAAUAGGCUACAUGUAUAUGUAUAUGUACAGUUCAUGGGAUUAUGAGUAUAUGUAUUAGGAAGGGCUCAAUUUGCUUAUGGCUCGAUCAUGACAUGGAAUAAAUAUUUUAAAAACUAACUUCAUGUGCAUGUAACAGUAGUUUCACACUGGUCAGCCAUAUCAUGCCAGACAUAUGCCACAAUGAUACAUAUUUUCUAAAUGUAUAUAGAUAUUUGAAAUGUUUGGGUAUUUUUCUUUUAAUAUGGUGAAUGGACGUACAAAAUGAAGGAAACUGAAAUUUCUUUAAUUUAUAGAUAUCCCUCUUUACAUCAUUCUACCGUUUCAAAAUUCUUAAUUUAAGUUACGCCUAACCUCCUUUGUGAUGUUGCUUACUUUAUGAGCACCAAAUGUUUAAUAUUUCUCUGAGAAAUUUGGUGAAAAAA
Messenger RNA from Branchiostoma belcheri (Belcher's lancelet), 4237 nucleotides. Its product is annotated as cGMP-dependent protein kinase 1-like. Lineage: Eukaryota; Metazoa; Chordata; Leptocardii; Amphioxiformes; Branchiostomatidae. Gene Ontology annotation, biological process: protein phosphorylation. Gene Ontology annotation, molecular function: ATP binding; cGMP-dependent protein kinase activity. The transcript has 20 exons. The record is from RefSeq and is a predicted model, not a curated record. The coding region runs from base 428 to 2794 and encodes 788 amino acids.